AUGACACGCACAACAGAGGAGGCAGAAAUUAGGCUACAACAAACAAUGAGGAUAGUAAACACAUGGAUGAGACAACACGGCUUGGAGUUAGCUACGGCCAAAACAGAGAUAGUCAUGAUAACGAAACGCAGGAUGCGGACUAUAGUACCGAUGCAGGUCGGGUUGGAUAUCGUGAAGACAAAGUCGGCAGCUAAAUAUUUGGGAGUUAUACUGGAUACAAGACUUAACUUUUGGCAACAAAUUCAAAGUGUUUCAGAGAAAGCGGCGAAUACUAUCAACCGGCUCAGCAUGUUGAUGGCAAAUGUUGGCGGACCAGGUCCACAUAAAAGGAGACUUAUCAUGACAGCUGCGCAAUCUGUGUUGUUAUAUGGAGCGGAAAUAUGGGCCGAUACCCUUCGCGUGGAAAAAUAUUGA
Messenger RNA from Condylostylus longicornis, 414 nucleotides. RefSeq lists its product as uncharacterized. Bases 1 to 414 code for a protein of 137 amino acids. The record is from RefSeq and is a predicted model, not a curated record. The transcript has a single exon. NCBI's taxonomy places the organism in Eukaryota, Metazoa, Arthropoda, Insecta, Diptera, Dolichopodidae.